Messenger RNA from Penaeus vannamei (Pacific white shrimp), 432 nucleotides. Lineage: Eukaryota; Metazoa; Arthropoda; Malacostraca; Decapoda; Penaeidae. The record is from RefSeq and is a predicted model, not a curated record.
AUGUUAAGACUAGCUCUGUCUUCCCAGAACCGAACCUUCGUGUCAGCCGUCAUGGCCAGCCUGGUCGUCCACGUGACUGACUCCGACCUGGACAUGGUGGACAAAGUGAUGCACAAUUCCCACGGCAUCACCCGCUGGUCCUGCUACAGCGCCGCCCUCGACGUCUUCGACAAGGGCUGCUUCCGAUUGGCUGAGAACCCGUACGCCCUGCGAGUACUCCAGCCCAUAGUCAACCUCUGCGAACACGGCUACACGGCGGAGCAGUUCGCCCGCGCUGUUCAAGCCGUUUGCACUCACGACCCGGUCAGAGGCAUGGAGCACCUGACAAAACAGUCAAAUUCCCCUACAGACAUGAUAUUCGAUUCGAUGACUGUCAUAUCAAACCAAGUGCUUAAGUACAAAGUUUGGGAGUAUGCAUGGAUAGGUAUAUGA